AUUGCAAAAAAAAGUACACAAUUUGUAUGUUUUUAAGGAACAUAGACAUUUGCUUCCAUUUAAAUUCGGUUUUACAUAUUUAAUCAUGUCGUUUUGGAUAUUUGUUCUUCGCUAAGUCACGAAUCACUGUGUCAACAAAACGGUCGACAUCAUAAACCAGUCACAACGCAGCAGAAGAAAAAAGGAAAUGUGUCCAAUUUCAAAAUAAAUAAUUGCAAUUACAGCAAUUUAAGCCUGGCUUAAAUGAUCUGUUAGUAGUCUACCAGCCGCUUAUUCUUCAAUAUGUCUAGUUCGGUAUUUACCGAGAUUCCGAGCGGCAGAUCAGCCGCCGACGGGGACUCGAACCUAGUUGUUGUUUAUAGCAAGCAUGGCAUUACAUUUGACAACCGCGGCAUUGAAAAAAUUAUGGAAGAAAAAUCGAUCUCGACAAUUAGUGUUGUCCGGCUUACGUCUCCAACGCCUAGCAUGGUAGAUGAGGAAGAAGCGGAACGCCUAGAAGAGCUAAAGCAUUAUCUGGAAACAGGCUCAGAUCGAGAUGACUCGGACAGGGAUACUGAUAUCGCAAGUAGGAGUGGCUGUGAAGAUGAGAAAAGCGAAAAGGAGCACUUAACUGGAGAUGAUAAUGAUGACAAUAGUGUUGAUCAAGAUCACGAUGACUCUACGGAAACUGAAGUAGAGGCGGCCAAAGCAAAAAAACGACCCGGCCGAAAACCGAAAGUUAUCAAAAAACAAAAAAAGCGUCGGAAACUUAAGGAACGUCCGCAGAUUGUAGGGCUGUCUGUAGAACAAUUUUACACAGAUAGUAACGCCGAUCUGGUUGUAAAGAAUGCUCUAAAAAUCGCUGGCCUCUCCAUAUUUAAACGAACAGCAGAGACUGAUGCCCUGCUGGAAAUAAUCAGGAAUGAUCACAAUUAUACGCCAUUCACAUCGCCGGAACAAAUGAAAGCGCACAAAAACGCUGAAAAACUAGAUGCUGAAAGGCAACAGAUACAUGGAAAAAAAUUUAUUGUACAGGCGCCAGCUCAUUUAAAAAUGCAAAGUUCUAAGAAGCGAAUUCAAGUUGUUCCAUUUAGUCAAGUUCAAACGGCAGUACAGCAAAAGUUUGAAAGGAAGAUGAUUAUUGAAAACCCUGGGUUGAGAAUAAUGCGAAACAUUAGACCCAUUGCCAAGACUUGUAAAUUAGCUACAGAUAACAUCGAGGAUAAUGAAGACGCCCAUACUUCAGUCAAUGCUGACGAUGAAAAUGUUGAUGCGGAGAAAUCAUAUGACUCGGAGGACAUCGAGCCAGUAAGCGAGCAAAGCGAGGAAUCGCGUGAUACGGACAAUGAUCGCGAUAGCGAUAUUGACUUUAAAAUGAAUUAUAGUCGCAACUCAACUAAACGGAGACGAGUGAAAAAGCUAACUAGGAGAACAAACGUGACUACAGCACGUAGUGCGGCGGUGGUGCAUAAGCCUCUUUCACAACAUUUUCCUCAUAUAAAGCGUCGAAAGCUCAUGCAGGAUGAAAGCUGCUAUGCUGAUCGACCCAAAACAAUACUUCAAACAACUAGAGUAUCUGUAGGACGUCCCGCGAAUACCCAAUAUCCAAAAACCCCCAACAGCACAAAAUCUUCGCCUACUAUUUCUUCAAACAGUAAGCAACUCACACCUGAAGCACCCAGAAUGGCUUCUCCAUCACCCAUAACAUCAGCAACUCCGAGAAUGCGCAGAACACCUGUCGUCCAAGUGGGUGCAAUGGCGAAGACGACAGGGUCUGGCUCUUUACUGACGCCCCCACAAGAGGUUAAAGAGAUUAUCAUAAAUAAAAAACUGACCAGCCCUAAGGGAGUGUUCACGAAUCUAAACACUUUGUUGACCGAUAGCAUUGAAACGGAAUGCGUUCCGCGUCCAGUAAAACAACGACUGCUAUUGGGAUCUACAGGGCCGUAUAACACAGCAAUCACAACGGCUGUUGCAUCUAGGUCGAGCACAAUAUCAGCACAAUCAUCUUCAAAAGGAUUUAUGCCUAUUGAAGUAAACACGGCGUCAUCACACAAAUUACCCGCGCAGAUUGUGAUCGAGACCCAUCAGAGCUCUUCUGAAUUGGCAGCCGAACACAACCAACAACUUGAUCUUAUAAACUCAAUAGUUCAGGAUGAACUGCUCAAGGCUGAUAGUGUGAUGGAGAAGCAACCAACAAGUGCAGAUGAAAGCAUACCAAAAAUCGUAAAAAUGUUGGAAAACACGGUUGCGGGUUUGGAUCAGGCCAUGGCUCCCAAUUCGAAUAAAGGCGCAUCAUUUGAAGACCCCACGACAAAUGAUUGCCAGAACAUUGGUGUUAUUGAUGACAUUGCGACUCCAUUGUUGGCAACCCCAGACGAAGAUGAAAUAACGGCUGAUUUUCUCCAGCAUGUCGUCGGACUUAUCGAAGAAGACAAACAGUUUGAGGCCGAAGUUGUCAAACAAGUGCUGGCGAGUGCAGAUUCUGGAAAUUUAAACAUUGGAGGAACCAUUGAUACAAUAGAAAGUGUUGCUGCGCUACCUAGUAAUCCCUCUAUAUUUAAUGCUGAACGGCCGUUAACCCAGGUAUCCAUGAAUCAGCCCCCAGCUUUUGGAACUAAUGUCAUGUCGACCGAUCAUCAGCCCAUAGCUUGUAGUACGCCAUCGCGAGUAAUAGCACCACAAGCUGGAACAACUCCAAUCAAUUCUGAGACAAAGAUUGUACGUGGUAAUGGCCGUGUCAUUUAUCUUCCACCCAUAGAGGCGCCCACAACGCGCGCUAAACGUCGGGCUCAAAAUAUAUCAACUGAUCUGAGCAACAUCAGCAUUCUGCCGUGCGAAUCAAACCGUGUUAACAGUCAAAUAAAGAGUACAAGCUUUGACAACGAGAGUUUUGUUGCACAGUCUACCGCAACAACAAGCAAUGUUAGCGGUAUCCGAUACGCGCCUAAAGAAGAUAUUGUGAACACAAGAAUGAUGUCUGGGAGACCAGUUUCGUCAAGAUCAAGCAAACAGAGCACUGGCCAAGCUAAUGAUACAGAAGCAUCAGAGUCUCAGGAGGAUGACGAUGACCCAAACAAAUUAUGGUGCAUAUGUCGCCAACCACACAACAAUCGUUUUAUGAUAUGCUGCGAUCUGUGUGAAGAUUGGUAUCACGGCACAUGUGUUAGUGUAACAAAAGCUAUGGGUCUGGAUAUGGAACAGAAAGGCAUUGAUUGGAAGUGCCCCAAAUGUGUAAGGGUUCAGGAGGAGAAGACACAGCCCCGAAUAACUGAUAUGCUGUUAAAUAGGCAACCCAUGGACGAAACUCAAAAGGAUUCACAUCUAAAGUCGAAAGAGAGUGUUGAUAUAACUAACCAACCGACCGAAGUAAAAUGUGUACCUCAAUUAAUAAAACAGUCUUCGAUGUCGACUUUGCUGGAGCCUGGCAGCAACGCACCGUCAAAGAGACGCUUACUGCCUGUUGCACCUGUAAAACUUGAUGUCUUAACACCACAGCAGGCAAUUGCAAGCCGAGAGCUAGGCAAUGCAAACGAUAAGCAGCACGGUCAAAUGCUAGCUAUGAAACUUAAGGUAUCAGAUAAAAUGCAACAACAGAAGCUGAACUUCCCGAAGCUGAGUUGCAAAAUGUCGGACACGUUGGAGUCCAGCUGCAUCGUGUGCAAGAGGCCAUCGCGAAGCAAUUCAAUCUACUGCAGCGACGAAUGUAUACGGAAAUAUGCCCAAUCUGCUAUCCAAACGCAAAAUGUGACUAAAAGUCCCGAAACCAUACACUCUUCGGUGAUGGUGCCCGCUGGAUUGGAUGUCAAGAAGAAUAAAAAGAAGAACCUUUUUGAAGACAUGUUACGCCAGGCGGAUUCAUUGUCCAAAGUAGAAAGGAUUAAUGUUUUUGAACGUAAAACUGGACGUGUAAUUUGUGGACAAAACGCGCCGACCGUGCAUCAGCUAAAAAAGUGGCUACAGGAAAAUCCUACAUUUGAAGUAGUGCAACCCGGCAGUAUUGAAGCUAAAAAAAUAGAGAAACGUCAGCAGAACCGGUUGGAUCAGUCAUCAAAUGGUCCUUCCUUUAUACAAAAAUCGAACUGUGUUGUAGUUACUGCGCAGUCACAUACACCAACGAGGCAGUCCGAGGCAGUAAAAUCUUCUCAAACGUUGCUAACAAGUCGAACAUCAUCCAGCCCAAAAACUGUCAUUUCAGAAAUGCGUUCUGUUGAAAGAAAGGAUAAGAAUAACACCAAGACUAGGGACUUCUCCAAUACUCCUCGUCGUACGGCGGAAAGGGACAUUGACAUCUCCAAGCCAGAGCCUAUACGCAUAAAUGUGCGCCGCACUCUAAUGGAGCAGUUAGUUUCCCGCAUUAAGGAGGCACAAGCAAUGGACGCGCAAAGUGCCAUGUCAUCUACACCCAGAGAAUGGCUGACUGUCGAGGAGGUGGAAAGCUUUGCCAACUCUGUAGAACUUGAAAUGUACAAUUCAUUCAACCGUGAUGUCGGUGCAAAAUACAAGUCCAAGUAUCGCUCACUGAUGUUUAACAUUAAGGAUCGUAAGAACAAAACUCUGUUCGAAAAAAUAUGUGCGAAACAGAUAGAGCCAAAACAGCUUGUGAAAAUGACACCUGAGGAGCUGGCCAGCCAAGAGCUAGCCAAAUGGAGAGAAGAGGAGAAUAGACACCAAUUAGAUAUGAUUAAAAAAUCCGAGCUAGAUAUGAUAGCGUGUUCUAAAAAUUAUAUGGUUAAGACUCAUAAAGGUGAAGAAAUCAUCGAGACGAAAUUAAAUGUGACUCUACCAGAUGAAAACCAGGUGGAGAUGGACAGUUUUGAAGUGACUAGGUCACAACCCAGCGAAAUAAGGAGCAGCAAUGAAAAAGACUAUAUGGUUGGCCCUGAUACCGAGGGUACGAGUUCAGCAGAGAAAAACUCUGCAUUGGGAAAGGAUGCAGAAAAAGAGAAGCACAACAAGGUACGCCCUAAAAGCAGUGAACGAGAUAGGGAACGGAAUAAAGAACGUAAAAAACAUAAAAGUCAUAAGCGAAGUCACCACCAAAGUAAUAAAAGAAGUCGAAGUCGGUCAAGCAGCCGCGGUCAGAGCGUGGAAAUGCGACAUAAAACUGCUCCACGUCGUGAAGAUCACCAAGAUGGCGAUCACAAAAAGGCUAAGGACCAAAAUAUUUUAAAUGAAAAUCAUGAAUACCCUGAAGUAAUAGAAAAAAGAGAAAAGUCGCCACUUCGUCGAAUAAUAACUGAGAAGAAACAGGAAGAAGCAAGCCCAAAACCGCCAAUUUAUAAUUUGGUAGAUCAAAUUCUUGAAUCUGAAAAAACUGUCGAGCAGGCAGCUAAUUUAGUAGAAUCCUCAAAGGCCCCAAACAAGGUAGGACCUCCCGUAUUUACAACCAUUCCGACUGCAUCAAAUCUAUCUACCAACCCGCAUCCGGACAAAUACUCACGUUAUAUGCAGGGACAUCCUUCACGAGCCCUGUGGUCGGGCAGAUUGAACAUGGUUGAUGUCGCCGACUUCCAUAUAGUUAUUCAUCCCGUAAAUGGAAACUCUCAGCAGCUCGUUAAUCGUUUUCCGCCAAACUUGGAAGUCAUUGGUCGGAUUACAAGCGAAAAUGUCUGGGACUACCUUAAAAAGAUUAAAAAGAGCCCCACAAAGGAGAUUGUGACAGUUGGUCUAUUCCCCUCUAGCCCCUCUGAAGUUGAUAGCUUCAAACAUUUCUUUCAAUACCUAAACUCUCGUCAACGCCUUGGAGUUUUAGGCGCAGAUCCCGAAGAAAUUCGCGACUUUUAUAUUUACCCCUUGGGCGAAAGAGAUAAAGUACCUAGUGUAUUACGAACUGCAGAUCACGAGCCGUUUUACGAUAAAGAUCACAGGCCCAACACCCUCUUGGGUAUUAUAGUACGCUGCAUUGGAAAACGUCCCGGGUUGCUCAAUUCAUCACCACAAACACUCCCCACGUCGAGCGCAAUCAGCAAGCAAGUAAAGUUGCCGCAUAAGCCACGUGCUACAAUUAAUACUACACCUCCUCCAAACAGUCCGAAGCGAAAGCGUAGCAGGCACUCGACCAGCUCAAAAGACGACGAAUUUGAUAUUGAUGCAAUUAUUAAAGCCCCCAUCGUUGCCAAAACUAAAAAAAUUAAUACUGAUUUAUCUGCCAGUGUGGAGUUGGGCCAGGAAGACCCCAACGAGCCGUAUUCGCCAGGUGGGAGCUCAGACGAUGACUUACCAGCUACAACCACCAAUAAAUAUGACUUAAAACGCAAGGUAGAAGAAAUUAACAAACAAAUAGCUGCGCAACAAAUUGAAAUUGCUGGAUUGCUGCAUUCUGCAGAGCCGCCUGUGUUGGAAACGUCUAAUGUGCUUGCGGGAAUUUCAAUUCCUCCAAAUCUAUCAAGCAUAUUGGCCCGAAUCAAGGAUAAAUCGGAAGUUGUUGUUAAAGAAAUGCCGACCUCUGACGAUAUAUACAAUCCCGAGAGUACGAUCUCCUCAAACAGCUCAUACACUCUAGCAGAACAAGCGAGAAAAUCGACGAGUCGCUUGGCGCAGCUAAGUGAAGCUGAGCUUCUUAGCAUGGUGCCAGAUGAUCUUAUAGAUGUCGCGCCCAAAUCGUCUACUAGAUACGAGGAGCCUCCGCCGCCAGGCGUUUAGUUUAAGCUGAAAACAGUUAAAAUUAAUCUAAAGUAGCUUUAAUGUGCGUGUGAAUGAUGUUACUGUCAGUUCCAAUAGGAUUCCUAAAAUAUCUCUUUGCAUACUUGUUAUUUUUGAGUUUCCACCAAGUAAUAUUUUAAUGAAUUCAUUCUCCAUUAAAUAUAUAAAUUUUAAAUCCCUUCGAAAACAAACCUUGUUAGUAGCCCUUCUUAAACGUUUAUAUCUGAAACCAAUUUCAAUCAAUUUGAUUUUGUUAAUUUUUACUGAAAAUUGUUCCACGUAAAGCAGCUCUAAAAACCCGCCUGUAUUAUAUAUAAAAAUUGAAAUAAGAGAUGUGUUUACCACCUCGCCGCCAAA
Messenger RNA from Scaptodrosophila lebanonensis, 6981 nucleotides. RefSeq lists its product as uncharacterized. NCBI's taxonomy places the organism in Eukaryota, Metazoa, Arthropoda, Insecta, Diptera, Drosophilidae. Gene Ontology annotation, biological process: DNA-templated transcription. Bases 283 to 6624 code for a protein of 2113 amino acids. The transcript is spliced from 12 exons. Gene Ontology annotation, molecular function: protein binding. The record is from RefSeq and is a predicted model, not a curated record. Gene Ontology annotation, cellular component: nucleus.